ACUAAACUUUUUCUUAGGACAGACAGAAGGUUGACAGUAGCCUUAUUUUGAUAUCAGUUUUCCCAUCAUGUGAUAGCGUCCUUAGGUGUUAAGAGUGUCUCUCUUUUGUAAAUAAUUCAACCCCAACUACCGGUUGGCCCCAGACCACCCAAAAAAAAAAAACCAAGCCAAAACCCCUUCAAAAUUAUUAAAUAUAUUCCGUGCGAAGAUCCAUCACCACCGAUUUCACAAGCAAGCCAUGCCAAGAUGGGAACGAUGGGAGCAGUUCAAACGUCAGAUCUUCACCCGAAGGCGCUACCCGAAGCCAACAAUGUCCGAGCCGGUAGUUAAAUCGGCCGCUACGAUUAAGAACCUGACACCGUCAGCCGUCAAGACAAGCCCGUUGGCGGUCAGUGGCGUCCGGCCUGCGGUUAAAAAGUUUUCCCACAACAGUGAGUACAAGCAAAUACUGAACCGGUUAAAGGUGGACUUUGAGAAAAAGUACAACAACGUGAAGGCCUCGUCCGGCAAUGGACUGCAAGAUUAUGAUGUCCUUAAAACGCUCGGCACGGGAGCAUUUGGUGUUGUGAAACUGAUCCGCAGAAAGAACACUGAGGAAUAUUUCGCGCUCAAAAUUUUAUCCAAAGAGAAGAUAGUCCGCCACAAGCAACUGCAGCACACGGCCAACGAGAAACGGAUACUGCAAAGCGUGGAGUUUCCCUUCCUGGUGAACAUGGAAUGCUGUUUCAAGGACAAUUCCUACAUCUAUCUGGUGAUGCCGUUCGUGUGUGGGGGCGAGAUGUUUGCCCUACUGCGGAAGUCCAAACGCUUCGGGGAGGAACAAGCCAAGUUCUAUGGGGCACAGGUGGCCCUAGCGAUAGAGUACCUGCACCAUAUGAACCUGAUCUACCGGGACUUGAAGCCGGAGAAUAUUCUAAUCGACAUGAAGGGCUACGUGAAGAUAACGGAUUUUGGCUUUUGCAAGUUAAUCCGCGAUCGAACUUGGACCCUUUGCGGUACGCCCGAGUAUCUGGCCCCGGAGAUCAUACAGUCCAGAGGUUAUGGCAAGAGCGUAGACUGGUGGUCAUUUGGCAUUCUUCUGUACGAAAUGGCAGCAGGAUACACGCCAUUUUAUACGAAUUCCAGCGACCACAUGGUGCUAUUUGAGAAAAUAUGCAAAGGGAAGUUUCGCUUUCCUGCGGGUUUUGGCGGUGAUCUGAAACAUCUGAUCCAGAAUAUACUGCACGCGGAUCUAACGAGACGGUUUGGAAACUUGAAGAACGGCGCCAACGAUAUUAAACAGCAUAUCUGGUUUCGCGGGACGAACUGGAUCGGAUUGAUGAAUAUGGAAGUUAGUGCGCCUUUUAUUCCCAAAAUAAGCGGUCCCGGAGACGCUUCUCAGUUUGAUAUCUACGACGAGCAAGAUCUAAAAAUAGCCUCUAAAUGUAUGUUUAUUAAGGAAUUUGCAGAUUUUUAAUUAAUGUUUUACACUUACAACGAAUAAAGAUCAAGCCUUCUUCAA
Molecule: messenger RNA, 1501 nt
Organism: Aedes aegypti (yellow fever mosquito)
Lineage: Eukaryota; Metazoa; Arthropoda; Insecta; Diptera; Culicidae
Product: cAMP-dependent protein kinase catalytic subunit beta
Exons: 3
Coding region: 239-1456 (405 amino acids)
Biological process (GO): peptidyl-serine phosphorylation
Cellular component (GO): nucleus; cAMP-dependent protein kinase complex
Molecular function (GO): cAMP-dependent protein kinase activity; ATP binding
Source: RefSeq, a predicted model, not a curated record